Xyrauchen texanus (razorback sucker) is the source of this 3734-nucleotide messenger RNA. RefSeq names its product NLR family CARD domain-containing protein 3-like. The coding region runs from base 38 to 2884 and encodes 948 amino acids. Gene Ontology annotation, molecular function: protein binding. The transcript is spliced from 6 exons. The record is from RefSeq and is a predicted model, not a curated record. NCBI's taxonomy places the organism in Eukaryota, Metazoa, Chordata, Actinopteri, Cypriniformes, Catostomidae.
GAAAAAAGCAGCUUCACCAGAACUUACCUGUCUGUCUAUGAAGACUGAUGACUCUGCUCCAUCACAAAAUGAAGGGCAGCAAAACACUGAAUCUGCCCAGCUGACAUAUACACAGUUGGAGGAGACUGAAGACCUGCAGCAGGAUUCUCAUCAACCAGUAGUUGAUGUUCUUCAGAGAGUCAAAGACCAACACAAAACCAGCAUGAAGAACAAGUAUGAGAGCUUAUUUGAGGGAUUCAAACUACAAGAGAAUCAAACGCUCCUGAACAGGAUUUACACACAGCUCUACAUCAUAGAGAGAGAGAGUGAAGGGGUGAAUGAAGAACAUGAGGUUUUACACAUGGAGAAAACAGCCAGAACUCAACACUUACAAGACACUCCAAUCUACUGCAAUUACAUCUUUAAACCCUUACCUGAACCAGGAUUUGAGGAGAAGAGAAAAGUCAAAAUAAAGACUGUUCUUACCAAAGGCAUCGCUGGAAUUGGAAAAACAGUCUCUGUGCAGAAGUUCAUUCUGGACUGGGCAGAGGGAAAAGCUAAUCAGGAUGUAGAUUUCAUGUUUGUGCUUCCAUUUCGAGAGCUGAACUUAAUUAAAGAUGAGCAGUACAGUCUUCUCAAACUUCUGCUGGACUUUAAUCCUGAACUUCAUGAUCUGGACUCAAAGAUUUACAAUGAGUGUAAAGUUGUGUUUAUCUUUGACGGUCUGGAUGAAAGCAGAAUUCCACUGAUGUUUUCAGAUAGUGAGAAAGUUUCUGAUGUGACUGAGACUUCAACAGUGGGUGUGUUGAUGUCAAACCUCAUCAAAGGAGAUCUCCUUCCCUCUGCUUUCAUCUGGAUCACCUCCAGACCAGCAGGAGCCAAUCAGAUCCCCUCCAAAUACUUCAAGCGUGUGACAGAAAUUCAGGGAUUCAAUGACCCUCAGAAGGAGGAAUAUUUCAGGAAGAGAAUCAGUGAUGAGCAUCAAGCCAGCAGAAUCAUCUCACACAUUAGAAGAGCAAGAAGCCUCCACAUCAUGUGCCACAUACCAGUCUUCUGUUGGAUCUCAUCCACUGUGCUUCAAAACAUCCUGAAACAAGAUGACAGUGCAGAAAUCCCUCAAACUCUGACUGAAAUGUACAUCCACUUCCUGCUCAUUCAGAUCAAUGUGAGGAAUCAGAAGUAUGAAGAGAGAGAUACAGAGAAACUCCUGCAGUCCAACAGAGAAGUGAUUGUGAAAUUUGCUGAACUGGCUUUCAAACAGCUGAUGAAGGGCAAUGUCAUGUUCUAUGAGGAGGAGCUGAGAGAGAGCAGCAUAGAUGUCACUGAUGCCUCAGUGUAUUCUGGGAUCUGCACUGAGAUCUUUAAGGCAGAAUCUGUGAUUCAUCAGAGGAAAGUCUACUGCUUCAUACAUCUCAGCUUUCAGGAGUUUCUGGCGGCUUUCUAUGUUUUUUAUCAUUAUGUUGUCAAAAAUGUUGACACAUUGCAGUUUGUGGAUCAAGUGCAUGGUCUUCAUAGGGACGUAGUAGAUAAAGCCCUUCAGAGUGAAAAUGGACACCUGGAUCUUUUGCUGCGAUUCCUGCUUGGUAUCUCACUGGAAUCCAAUCAGAGACUCUUACAGGAUCUAUUGACACACAUAGAGAACAGCUCAGAGAGCAUCAAGAAAACCUCACAGUACAUCAAAGACAAAAUCAGAAGUGGACUUGGACUUUCAGCUGAAAGAUCCAUCAAUCUGUUCCUCUGUCUGCUGGAGAUGAAAGAUCAGACUCUGUGCAGAGAGAUUCAGGAGUUUCUGAAAUCCGACAAACACUCAGAGAAUAAACUCUCUCCUGCUCAUUGUUCAGCAAUCGCAUACAUGCUUCAGAUGUCAGAGGAGGUGCUGGAUGAGCUGGAUCUGAAGAAAUACAACACAUCAGAGGAGGGUAGAAGAAGACUGAUACCAGCUGUGACGAACUGCAGAAAAGCUCUUGUUACGGAUUGUAAUCUCACUGGUCAGCACUGUGAAAUUGUGGCUGCAGCGCUACAAUCAUUAAACUCCCCUCUGAAAGAGCUAGACCUGAGUAACAAUGACCUACAGGAUUCAGGAGUGAAGCUGAUCUCUGAUGGACUCAAGUGUACAAACUGUACACUGGAUAUACUGAGAUUAUCAGGCUGUAUGGUGACAGAGGUCGGCUGUUGUUAUAUGGCUUCAGCUCUGAGAUCAAACCCUUCACACCUGAUAGAGCUGGAUCUGAGCUACAAUCACUCAGGAGAAUCUGGAGUCAAACUGCUCACUGAGAGACUCAAUGACACAAACUGCAAAUUGAACAAACUCAAUGUGGACCACAAUGAACUCAUCAGAAUCGCACCAGGACUACAAAAAUAUGCCUGUGAUCUCACACUGGAUCCAAACACAGCACACCCUAGCCUCUUACUGUCUGAGGAGAACAGAAAAGUAACAUGGGGCAAAGAAAAGCAGUUGUAUCCUGAUCAUCCAGACAGAUUUGAGUACUAUGAGCAGAUUCUGUGUAGAGAGAUUCUGACUGGACGCUGUUACUGGGAGGCUGAACUGACUGGUGGGACUCAUGUUGCAGUGACAUAUAAAGGAAAUAACAGAAAACAAGGGUUUGAUUGUCGGUUUGGACUCAACAAAAAGUCCUGGUGUCUCUUCUGGUUUGACAAUGGUAAAAUUUGUAAUGUCUGGCACAAUAAUAAUAACAUUGCCAUUCCAGCUCCAUCAUCUCCCUUUAACAGAGUCGGAGUGUAUCUGGACUGGUCGGCUGGCACUUUGUCCUUCUACAGCGUCACUGACACACACACACUCACACACUUAUACACAUUCAACACCACAUUCACUGAACCCCUCUAUGCUGGAUUUAGAGUUUAUCCUGAUAACUCAGUGUCUCUGUGUCAGGUGAGGAAUAACUGAAUUUGAUUCACUAGACUCAAAAUCAUGAAAAAUAUCUAACACAGACACAUUCAUGUAAACUCUUUUAAAUGGAUAACUGACUUAAAAGAUUUUAUAAGUGAUAAAUGCUAUACCAUUAAAAAAGUGUGCUUCAGAAAUUGUUAAUGUAGCUGUUUCCCAGCCAUUAUUUAAAAUGAACUUUCAUGCCAUUGUGCAACUGCAUCACAUGCAGACUUAAAACAUUCCAAACAAUGAACAUGGAAAAAUCUUAGGUAGUGAUAGAUCUACUGAUUCAUAGGACUUGAAUUGCUUAACUUAAAUAGUUUCAGUGUUGUUAUUAUUAAUUUGUUCUAGAUAAAUAUAUGAUGUGAAUUUAGAUAUUUACACAGAUAUUAAUUUACGCUGUAUGUGAAUAUAUAAUGAAUAUGACUGUAUAAUGUUUUAAUGUUUAUAGUAUAUUUUUCAAUAUUCUAGUAUGUUUUUAUAUAUCAAAAUACUUAUAUGAGUUUCCAGGCCUUUGUGUGACCCAGGAGAGAGCAUGUGAGGUUACUAAAAGUGUUGAUGCUGCAGAGAACACAAAGAAUGGCAUAUAACCUUGAAAAACAGGUGUAUGAGCUAACAAAAACAAAAUAUGUAUUUCUUCAAAGACAAAAUGUGUUUCUGUUGGUCAGCAGUGUUCUGGCAUGUAACCUUGACGAUAUCACUUAUCUCUUAUACUUUUAAACAUUUAUUAUAUGAAUGGUGUAUUGUAAACUGAAUGUAUGUUAUCUUUGCAGCUGGGGUUUUUCUGCCAUGAUGUUUUGUCUUGAUGAGCUAAAAAUCUGUGGAGCUUGCAUUUUCUUUCAUUAAUCAAAUGAUAAUGUGAAGUUAC